AUGAAAGAAUCCAAUUUAAAGCAUUUACCUUCGGAUAAAUUUUAUGUUGAGCUGAAUAAUAAAAAAGUUGUUGAUAUUUCUAAUAGUUGCAAGAAUUUUAGCACACUAUUACCUCAAAACGAAAAAAUUCAAACAAUUUGCACCCAACUCAUAACAAAUAUAUUUUACUUCAGAGAUGUACAUAGUAAAAACGGAAGUUUUUUGGAUAAGCAUUGUUAUGACUUGAAUUAUUGGUUACAUGAUCAACUAUCUAUGUUUUUAGGUCGAAAAGCGAAUAAUGCAAACAUUUAUGCUCUCUUUACAGAAUUUAAAAAAGUAUGGGAGUCUCUUAUUAAUCAAGAAUUAUUUGAUAAUACUGAUUAUAUAUGUAUGCCGAAACCCGAACUUUUUAAAAUACCAUUAGUAAAAUAUAUGAAAUAUUUUUUGGAUUACCUUGAAAAUUAUGAAACAAUUAAAAAUGAAAUUACUACGUCUGGUGAAAAACCAAACAAUUAUUGCCCAUAUAUUUCAGAAAGUGUUCAACUAUAUCAUGCGUUUAAAGCAUUAUGUUCAACUGUUUUGAAUAAAUACUGCAACAAAUAUGUAAAAGAUUAUACAGAAUAUAAUCCUAGAACGUUAUUGCACAUGUUAUCAUGUGAGGGAGGAGAAACAAGUAAUAUUCUUCAUAAUAAAGGGUUUAUGCCAGAAAAGCUAAAUUUUCAACGGUUUAACCCUAACUCAAUGAUCCCAGGUCUAAGUCACAUACCAGAUCUUCCAAAUGUAUUAAUGCAGUCUCUGUCUGGUUUAAUGGAAAAUGGAAUUGGCCCAUUAAAUUUAGAAUCUCUUCUUAAUACAUUUCCAUCCUUGUCAAAUAUGAUUAACUCCAGUGCGUAUAAGCAUGUAGAUCUUGUUUUUUCUGUUUUAAUAUUUUCAAUAGAAGGAGAAGAAGACGUGGAUAUUUAA
Molecule: messenger RNA, 942 nt
Organism: Plasmodium vivax (malaria parasite P. vivax)
Lineage: Eukaryota; Apicomplexa; Aconoidasida; Haemosporida; Plasmodiidae
Product: variable surface protein Vir4-related
Exons: 2
Coding region: 1-942 (313 amino acids)
Source: RefSeq, a predicted model, not a curated record